Porites lobata is the source of this 6165-nucleotide messenger RNA. NCBI's taxonomy places the organism in Eukaryota, Metazoa, Cnidaria, Anthozoa, Scleractinia, Poritidae. The record is from the annotation of a GenBank genome assembly.
CAAAUUGCUAAUUCUUCGAACAAACCAUGUUUAUGAGCUAUAAACAUUCAAGGCAUAUAGGAUCGUGAUCAGUGUUUUAAUUCAAAAACUAACUAAAGUUCGUCUUACUAUGUAAAUUGCUGUGACCUCUAACACUGCUCUUUGAGUUGUCAGUAAUCAUACGUCGAUUGCUAGCGUCCUUCACUGAAAAAGAGCUACUACUGAUCUUCAGUGCCAUGCCGCCAUGCCAGCCGUUGCGAAGGUCACGCAAAUCGAAAGCAAAUUAAUUAAGCGCUGGGAACGUAGCUGAACGUAUUGUUGAUUCGAUCCGCGCACGAGCUAAGUAGCACGAUCGAGCGAGUGUCUACAUUUCAGGCCCUUCGAAGCAUGUGACGAUGAUUUUCAUUACGGUUUACAACGACGUCCUCGCUUACAACCCACGGGAUGAAAAAGGAAAAAGGAAGGUGUGUGUCAUGUCAAUUGUGCUUCACUUAUCAUUGUAGUUGUAGUCAGGCUGUCUUCGAUCUUCUUCGAUUUGAAACUAGUGAAUUUCCCAUAAACACACUUAAAAUAUUUUGCUAUCACUAACGACACCGUGAAUGGCUUCGAUCCAUGUCGCAUUUACGGUAUGAAAAUAUGCUUUGAGCAGCAGCAUCAUGUAAUUAUAAAUAACUUCUAGUUUUCUUUCGUGAGUCAUAACAUAAUGCGUGGCAGUUUGUAAAUAACUAAAGAAUUUCAGUUCCAUGUUUCACUUGUUUUGAUGCCUUCGCUUCACUGAACGCGGGCCAGUAUCGUGGAACGUUCGUGAUAGUAUUUUGUAGUUAUAUAGAAAAUCAUUUGGUAAAAUUGCGAUGCUAUCAUUAAAUUUCGUGGUGCAAUUAUUAUAUUGAUCAACAUUUGGUUGUACGCCUGUUUGGAGUUUACUAAAACCAUUAUUCAGCCACGGGCUUCAUGCUAAAUGCGAACAAUUUUGUUGUUACUGACUCUAGGCUAGUUCAAACGGCUUGUUCCAGCACUAGAGAAAAUCCUAGCAAAUUCAAACAGAAAGGAACUCGCGAUGUUUGGUUAAAUUAGUGCCCUAAAAACAAACUACACCGCUCUCUAUUUUGAAAACUUUUGAUGCUACGCGACACGCGACAUCAGUGGAAACAGAAAAUGUCGCGUGAUUUCCAUACGAAGAAAGAAAUAUUAACGACCCUCAUUGAAUAGCAGCGUUCGAGUCUUGAAAGGUUAAAUUAUUGGUACUUUUUUUUCACAUGUUUUUGGCUUUAUUGAGAAUUACUGGCUUUCUUAUGAGUUAUAAAAUCCAGGCCACGAAAUGUCACGAAAUGUUGUCGCACCCACCCAUACAUUUUGUACAAAGGCUAGUAUUUCAUUUUACAGUUUCCAUGUCACGAUUAAUUUACGACCCCUUGAGCACAUACAUACACAGGCGCUCCUGUCAAUAAUUUAACCUGUUAAUUGGGUCUCUUUAAACAUGUAUCGAUCGGGUUUGCAAUAUUAAAGCAGUAACUGAUCCUCAGUUUAGAGAAUCGUAUUUAGAGCCACAACUUGCUCAUCAGGGGUCUCGGAAAAUCUGGAUUAGAUCUGAAAAUCUUGUAAAACUUUGUUACGACUCUCGAAUUUUCAUUUCCGUUUCUUGUCCUCCCUCAAAUUUUAGAUACUCUCGAAAACUGAAACGAAGUUUCGGCUUCUUGCCGAGCGUCAGAUUGAACACUCAGUCCUCGCGCCUAAUAUGAGGAAAGAUGACUGAAGAGUGACAGUUUUCUUUUGUUUAAAGGCCGGUAUUACGUUAUUUCAGCGGUAUUAAACUGCAUAAAUUUGCUCUUCUGGUGAAUUAGGACACCUGUACACGACAACGCCGUCACGCUGCGAGCUUUGUUUUUUUCCUUUUUUAAUAACAAAAAUGGUUUUAUUCCAUCGUUUUCGUCAUUUUACUUUGCCAAAAAGCCUCGAAGAUGAUGUUUGUUGCAAAUACUUUGCGUUCGAAAGAGGAAGGAACGUAUUUGAGCCGUUUAAAUCUGUUAUAACAUACUUCCUAUUCAAUCAUGACAUGCACAUGGAGGCUAAUUGUUCUGCUGUCACCUUCAUGUAGUCUGGUUGGCAUGCGCCGGGUGUCUGUAAAAUAAUUGUUCAAGGUGUUGUCUCCAAGUUUCAUUUUCACUUGAACAGCGGUAACUAACAAUACAUUUGAAAUAUGCAAAAAUGCUAGCUAUUGUUGUGCACGAAAACAUGAAACUUGGAGACAAUACCCUGGAUAAUGAGAGGCUCUCACUAGUAAACACAAAAUUACUGACAAAAUAUUAGCGAAUUGUAGCCCUUAUUUUACAGCCUUACAAUAUAUCAAUAAUCUUCAAAUUAAGAGGUCAUAUAAAAGGAAGGUUAAUCUCAAGAAUCUUAAAUUUUUUAAAAAAAUCUAUCGAACGGUUUAAAAAUUAUUCGCUAAUUUGUUAAAGUAGACCAAAAUGUUUACAAACCGCUAACAAGAGCGCUUCGAUACAUACUAAUCAAAUGCUUCUUUCUAGCAGUGGGCUGGAGCUAUCUCCAUGAUCUUUCACACACGUUUUUACAACGAUUGAAACUACUACGAAGUGAAAUUGCUUGUCAAAAACGCUUCAAUUUCUACACAUAACAGCCGAAUAUCAAGAUUAUCCAUUUUUUUUACCGUAUUUCUAACGAUAAAAACUUUAUUCCAAAAUAUCUCGACAACGCUCUGACAGAUUUUGCAUCAAGGCCGCUAUUGGAGGAAAAAGCUCCCGUGAACGAUUUUGGAAGGACAGUUCCCAGUGACGAGAAAUACUGCUGCAAGUAAAAUAGGUAAUAACGUCAUUUCGUUGCUAUGACAACUCUGAUGUCAUUGCAACCCCGAUCAUAACAAAUUGUCAUCUUUAGCCUUGCUCGUUGAAUUGUUUCAUGUUAGCAAUUUGAUUCAAAAAAUUAUUUAAGGUGGCUCGAUACAGUUUUUUAGGGUCAAUACCUCGCAAGUUUGAGCAUAAACUACCUCGCCAUAAACAAAGAUUUGGAAAAAUGGCCACCACAGCUGAAAACUAAUGUUCACACAAAUUUUCGCUUCAAAAGCGUUCUUGGUUUUGUGUUAGAGUAGGGUUGAAUUUCUAAGCUUUUGCGUGACGCGGAUUUUACAUGACGGCCGAGAGAGCUGUAAUGUAGGUUAAAAAAGUGUCUUAUUUCGGGUAAUUUUGCUAUUUAAACGGUUAAUGUAUUAGAAAAAGUAUUACUUUAAUGUUUAUGAGUUACUCGAGGGAUAAAUUCACGCAUUUGUAGCAAAACUUGGUAGCAGAUGUUUCUGUUGGUUUCCUUCCGCCAUGUUGGUGCCCAUCCAGGUGGGUACCAGCUUGGCGUCUCCAUACAAAUUCCUAUAAAUUUGGGUAAAACAUUUUUUUUGAUAUCUCGUAUACGAAAUAAUUCUCUGAUCCGAAUCUUGGCGAGUGUCUUUGUAUAUUUAACUCCUUUCCUUUCCCAGAUUCUGGCCUUAAACUAUUGAACAGUUUAUAUUUUUAUUUUUGAUCUAUGUUGAAUGGCGUGACAAUGAAAACCAGCAAUAAAGCUACAGAAGCCUUAACUCUACCCAACUGCAACAAAUGCUGUCCCGACUGUGGUCGUCCGUUUGUACAGCUUCGAUGUUCUUUUAACAUUGAUGUGAAUGAUCACUUUAGGGGUCAGCCAUAAUACAGUCAAACAUGUAUUAAGCGAACCUCUGUUUAGCGGUCACCCUCUAUUAAUCAGUCACUUAAUUAAGUCCUGGAAAUAAUUUCCCUCAAUUAUUAGAAAACUGACCUGUUAGCGGGUACAAUUAAGGGGAUGUUUCCUUUUGGUGCAUCUCCGCGGUGAUUUUUCUUUCAUGAAAGUACGUAUGUCUAAUUAGAGUUUUUGAUUGAUGACAAAGCCUUGUUUGAGGUGCGCACUUUUCUCAGUUUAACAUUUUUUUGACCUCAUUUUGGCUCUUCGUCCAUAUUUUCCAGGCAAUGACUACCUUACUCAUUUUUAACCAUUUUAGGCGUGUUUUCAUCACUUUUCACCCGAAUUCAUGGCAGCGGAAAACUUCAGUUAGACUUACAGGUGUUUUGGUGGGUAAAAAACUAUUGUUCUAAAUUCUGUCUUGUACUGUGAACUGCAUUGUAUUUGCCCUCUGAGGUUUUCGAUCACGUCCGUAGUUAAUUUCUGGAAAAGUCUGAGACAAUCAUUUUCGAUGAAGAAGCUUAGCACCCUCUGGAAAUCUACAACAACGUUAGAUUUUCAAACUGUAUAUUGUACUGUAUAUUGUACUGUAUGUCUCUGUUAUUAUCAAAACUUGUAUACAAGCAGUUACUUUGUAAUUUUUAUAUUGGUCACCUCGUUUUAUGUUGCCUGGACAUCAAAAGCUUCAUAGCGAAAAUUAGGGCUAAAAGAUCCCUUUGACAAAACAAUUAACUCGAAGGUUCAGUGCAAAUGAAUCUUCUUUAACCAAUCACAGAAGACUUGCGUAAGCCUUAAUUUGAGUUGGAAAGAUGGGUUGCUGGUCAGUAUAAAAUUAGGGAGUGACAACGAUACCAUAUUCAGAGAGUGCGUUAAUUCCUGAUACUGCAAUAUAAAGUUGUAUGAUCCUAGUUGAAGAUUAAAGUAAGUAUAAAGAAAGAAGUCACGUCCCAUUUGUUGAUGAAGAACCAGCUAGUUCUCUAUAAAAAUUUCUUCCAACAAUAUUUCUCUAGACUGUUCACAGUCUCCUAUUUUCCCGUGAGAUGGAGAUUGAGCGCUUUGGGUUACGAGCAGCCGUCUUGGAUGAGUGUCAAAACUGUUUAGGGGGCGGGCGUGGUUUGGGCCUUUUGGCUUUCUCGCUUCCUCUCAAACUGCCCCCUGCCCCCUAAGUAUUUUUUUUUUCAACCAAGAUGCCUGCCCGUAGCGCAAAGCGCUCGAUCUCGACGAUCUUACGGAAAAAUAGAGGACUGUGAACAGCCUAAUAUAUAUUUCACUCCCACACGAUCUUUAGAUUUUUGAAUAGCUCUUGGGCGGUGUGUUGAACCCUAGUAUUAAUUGGUCACGCUCUUUUAAGCGUCAGUAAAUGGGUGACAACUUAAUACAGGUUUGCCUGUGAUAUGAAAAUGAACAUUUCAGGGGCCGGUCAACCAUUUUAUAUCAUACUUUUGUUGAUUCUUUUUAGUGCUUGUUGGCAGAUGACUCGGUAACCAAAAAACAUGAACUUCAUUAAGUCACAUUUGAAGAAAUCAUAUUCCGUGUGUCGUUGCAGUCAGUACAAGACAGUCGGUGCUUUUUUGGUAUGCUUUAUCAUCAUUGCGUUGUUUCUAAAACUGAACGUAAUGACUCCCGGAAUGUACACUGGAAACAAGCCCUGGAGUCCCGCACCAAAAUGCAAGAAUUCCGAACAAGACCUUAACCGCAUGGUUCAAUUAACACACAAGGUGCAAGACAUCUUGAAAAAUAUGGGAAUCGAUUGCUGGUUGAUGUACGGCUCUUUAUGGGGACCGUUACGAGGUAUUGAGGGUCCCCUCCCGUGGGACAAUGAUGUCGAUCUUGCCAUAAAUGGUGAUGGUAUUUUUAGCCAAAUGACCUUUAGACAGUUUAAAGCCAUGUUUACUGUUCCUGGACUAACGGUGGAAAGUAGGCUGUGGCAGAGUUCGUUAAUUGUCAUUUCCGAGGGAGGCGCGUGGCCCUCACUGGAUCUGUUUGUGUUUUAUAACUACGGUGGUACUAUGAAAAGACCUGGUUUCGAAUCCUGGUUGUUGCCGAUCAACUACAAACUUUAUCACACAUUUCCAGCUCAUUUAGUCGAACAGCCCUUGCCCAAAGUGAAGUUUGGAUCCUUCAAUAUUUCAGUUCCCAGAGAUGGCAUUGAAAUCAUGAAACAUUUGUAUCCGUAUAAUUGGUGGAAGGUAGUGCGACCAGUAGGUUGCAAUAAUUAACAAAUAGAGCCUAUUUUGGUCAAGAGAUUAGAGAAUAAUUAGUCCCUGCGUUGCCUUAGCUCGAGGGGUGACAGGGGAGACCAUUCUGGGCGUGGUUUAGGCUUUAUUUGGCCCUAAAACACGAACAGGGGGUGUUCCCUGGUUUUGGGGAAACCGUUGUUGUUUUUCUCUUGUGUUGUAGUGUGGGUAUUAGAGACCUGAGGAUUCUAAGACGAGUUGGACUACGCUAAGUAGUGUGCGGGAGUGGACAAGCGUCAUUUUGGCGGGAAAA